AGUCAAUUGAAAUAAAUUAACUAUAUUAGAUUCACAGGGUCCUUCAUUGAUAGAGUAGAGGUCAAAUAGUAAACAUGUUUUUGAUACUUCUGGUGGCCAUAAUAGGCCUCAUAUUAUUUUUAGUGCGCCGACAUUAUAGCUACUGGAAAAGAUUGGGGGUUCCUGGACCUGAACCCGUUCCAAUAUUGGGAAAUUUAGGAAAAAUCCUGACUGGAAAAGUCUCACAGGGAGAUAUUUACGAAGAAAUUUACAGAAACUAUGAAGGACAUUCAUUCGUAGGGUUGUACAGAUUCACAACCCCCUGUCUCCUGGUGAGAGAUCCGGAUUUCAUCAAAAAUAUAUUUUUGAGAGACUUCAAAUAUUUUCAAAAUAAUGACCUUGAAGUUGACAAGGAAAUUGAUCCUAUUUUUGGAAGAAAUCCUUUUGUGCUGAAAGGAGCAGAAUGGAAAACCACUCGUCAACAGCUGACACCAUGUUUCACUUCUGGAAAGAUGAAAGGAAUGUUUCCAUUAUUGGAAAAAUCUGCCAUUAGGAUGAUGAAAUAUGUAGAGGAUGAAACGAAAAAUUGUACAUGUCUCGAAGCAAGAGAACUAUGCGUAAGAUUCACAUUGGAAAACGUUGCCUACUGCGCAUUUGGCAUCGAAGGAAAAUGUUUCGAUGAGCAGUGUUCAAAAUUCAAACAGUUAGCUGAUGAAUUUUUCGAUUCACAAAGUCUAUGGCAGAAAAUUAAAUUCACACUGCUCUCGGUAGCACCUUCGUUAUUCUUUUUUAUCAAAGUUAGGCUCAUCUCCCGAGAGGUGCACGAUAAAUUGAUUACGUUAGUGACGUCUACCAUGGAAUAUCGCAAAAAACACAAUAUAGUAAGGAACGAUUUCUUGGACUCGAUAAUACAACUGUCAAAAACCACAGAAUUCUUCACAGAAGUUGACAUUGCAGCCCAUGCAGCUAGUUUCUUUGGAGAUGGAUUCGAAACCAGUUCCAGGGUUAUGAGUUUCCUGAUUUUUGAAAUAGCAAUGAACCCUGAAGUGCAGCAGAAAUUGAGAGAAGAAAUAAACGAAUGUCUCAAGAAAACUGAUGGAGAAUUGACAUACGAGUGCAUACAGGAUAUGGUGUAUUUGGAUAUGUGUUUACGAGAAAGCCUACGCAAGUAUCCAGUCAUCAGUCAAUUAGGCAAGAAGUGUACUGAGAGGUACACUUAUACGCCAACAGAUCCACAGUACAAAAAUAUAUCCGUUACUGUGGAACCAGGGACUUCGAUCAUUUUGCCAGUCGGUGCAUUACAAAAUGACCCCAAAUAUUUCAAAGAUCCGGAGAAAUUUAUUCCGGAGAGAUUUUCUUCUAAAGAAAACUAUAACAGGUAUACGUAUUUUCCAUUUGGUGAAGGACAAAGGGAAUGCUUAGGUAAACGUUUUGGAACCACACAAAUAAAAAUUGGAGUUGCACAUCUGGUUAAGAAUUUCCAACUGACCGUCGACCGGAAAACACAACUUCCUUUGAAGUUUGAUCCACUUUACUUCCUCAUCUCUGCUGUUGGAGGUCUUUGGAUCAAUGUGCGAAAAAUUGAAUAGAUAUUAGUUUAAGAAUAUAUUCGAUAUUGUGGUGAUUAUUACGCUUUGUUUCGAUUAACGUUGAUAUUUUCAGUAAUUCAAACAUGAACAUGUAUUAGAAAUAUAGAUUAGUUUCUAAUCUGGCUGAAGGAACUGAAAUUUUACGUUUUGCAGAUGGACUCUAAAAUGAUAUUAGAAGAAAGCAAGUCUCCUAGAUAUAAAUUUUACUUGUAUGGUGUAAAUGCCAAUUAUAAUGCGCAUGAAAUGCUUAUGGUGAAGAA
This is a messenger RNA of Leptinotarsa decemlineata (Colorado potato beetle), 1828 nucleotides long. Its product is annotated as probable cytochrome P450 6a13. Gene Ontology annotation, molecular function: monooxygenase activity; iron ion binding; oxidoreductase activity, acting on paired donors, with incorporation or reduction of molecular oxygen. NCBI's taxonomy places the organism in Eukaryota, Metazoa, Arthropoda, Insecta, Coleoptera, Chrysomelidae. The record is from RefSeq and is a predicted model, not a curated record.